UAAAAUAUGUUUGUUUGAAAACAAGUUAAGAUGGUCAAAAAUGUUUAUAGUAACCGAGUAAUUUCGAUUUUUUUAAAUCGAAAGUUAAACUUCAUUAUAAUAUUGAAUGAUUAAAUAGAAGCAAGAUAUUCUUUGAGCUAAAAAUGUAUAUUCGUCAAUGUACUGUGAGAUCAUUUCUGACCAAUCAGUGGGCACGAAGAUGGCGCGAUCGAGGGUUCUCAACACAGGUUGAAUACAAACCAAUCCGGUCGGUUUUGGUGGCUAACAGGGGGGAAAUUGCUAUCAGAGUAUUUCGAGCAUGUUCCGAGUUGGGCAUUAAGUCCGUAGCAAUUUAUUCCGAGCAAGAUAAGAUGCAUAUGCAUCGUCAAAAGGCAGACGAGUCUUAUUUAGUUGGUAAAGGUCUGGCACCUGUCGAAGCAUAUUUAAACAUCCCUGAUAUAAUUAGAAUAUGUAAAGAAAAUAAUGUAGAUGCAGUUCAUCCUGGGUAUGGAUUUUUAUCUGAACGUUCAGAUUUCGCACAAGCUAUAAUCGAUGCUGGACUUCGGUUUAUUGGACCAACACCGUUUGUUGUUCAACAAAUGGGUGAUAAGGUAGCAGCCAGAAAAGCGGCAAUAAAUGCUGGUGUUCCCAUUGUUCCUGGCACAGAUGGCCCGGUCUCUGAUAAAGAAAGUGCUGUGAAUUUUUGUAAAACUCACGGUCUUCCAGUAAUAUUCAAAGCUGCAUACGGAGGCGGUGGUCGCGGAAUGAGAGUUGUUCGAAAAAUGGAUGAGGUAGAGGAGCUAUUUGAUCGCGCAAGCUCCGAAGCUAAAGCUGCUUUUGGUAAUGGGGCACUAUUUAUCGAAAAAUUUAUAGAAAGACCUAGACAUAUUGAAGUUCAGUUACUUGGUGAUAAAGCUGGAAAUGUUGUCCAUUUAUUUGAGAGAGAUUGCUCUGUUCAAAGGCGUCACCAAAAGGUUGUCGAAAUCGCUCCUGCCCCACGUCUACCGAAAGAAGUUCGUGAUAAAAUGACUGAAUGUGCUGUGCGAUUAGCUAAGCAUGUAGGUUAUGAAAAUGCAGGAACAGUAGAGUUCCUUUGUGAUGAAACGGGAAACUUUUAUUUCAUUGAAGUUAAUGCAAGAUUACAAGUGGAGCACACCAUAAGUGAAGAGGUUACUGGAAUUGAUUUAGUACAAUCACAAAUUCGUAUUGCUGAAGGUAUGACUUUACCAGAGCUUGGGUAUACUCAAGAUAACAUCCAAUGCCAAGGAUAUGCGAUUCAAUGUAGAGUUACGACAGAGGAUCCGGCAAAUGAUUUCCAGCCAAGUACAGGUCGAUUAGAAGUUUUUAGAUCGGGCGAGGGAAUGGGUAUUCGUUUAGAUAGUGCAUCGGCAUACGCUGGUGCUAUCAUAAGUCCUUACUACGACUCACUUCUAGUAAAAGUAAUAUCACAUGCAUCCGAUUUACAAGCAUCUGCUGCAAAAAUGAAUCGAGCUUUACGAGAAUUUAGAAUUAGAGGCGUAAAAACGAAUAUACCAUUUUUGUUGAAUGUUCUUGAAAAUCAAAAAUUUUUAAACGGUGUUUUGGACACAUAUUUCAUUGACGAGCAUCCACAACUAUUCCAAUUUAAAAGAUCACAAAACAGAGCUCAAAAGCUUUUGAAUUAUAUUGGAACCGUACUAGUCAACGGACCUCAAACACCAUUAGCAACGAAUUUAAAGCCUGCAGACACAAACCACCCACGAGUCCCAAAUGUACCGAUAGCUACAUUGCCAAAAAAGGGCUUUAAAGAUAUACUGAAUGAGUCUGGUCCUGAGGGCUUUGCAAAAGCCGUGCGUAAUCACCAAGGAUUACUUUUAAUGGACACAACAUUUAGAGAUGCACAUCAAUCUUUAUUAGCAACGAGAGUCCGAACAUUUGACUUACUUCAAAUUUCCCCUUUCGUUUCACACAAGUUUUCUGGCUUAUAUUCCUUGGAAAAUUGGGGCGGUGCUACAUUUGAUGUGGCUCUAAGAUUUUUGCACGAAUGUCCUUGGGAACGACUGGAAGAGAUGCGUAAGAGAAUUCCCAAUGUACCAUUUCAAAUGUUACUUAGAGGCGCUAAUGCAGUCGGAUACACCAAUUAUCCUGAUAACUGCGUUCAUAAGUUUUGUGAUUUGGCUGUUCAAUGUGGAAUGGAUAUAUUUAGAGUUUUUGAUUCUUUAAAUUAUCUUCCAAAUCUUAUAUUGGGCAUGGAAGCAGCCGGCAACGCCGGUGGUGUUGUUGAAGCUGCUAUUUCAUACACUGGAGAUGUCAGUGAUCCAACUAAGCAAAAAUAUAAUUUAAAUUAUUAUCUCAACUUAGCAGAUGAACUUGUCAAAGCUGGUACACAUGUUUUGUGCAUAAAAGACAUGGCUGGCUUAUUAAAACCUCAAGCAGCUAGAUUAUUGGUAGGAGCUAUUAGAGAAAAACAUCCUGAUAUUCCAAUUCAUAUUCAUACACAUGAUACAUCAGGUGGAGGGGUCGCAUCAAUGAUUGCAUGUGCUGAAUCAGGAGCAGAUGUAGUUGAUGUUGCUGUAGACAGCAUGUCUGGAAUGACAUCACAACCAAGCAUGGGAGCUGUUGUUUCUUGUUUAAAAGAUACAAAACAUGAUACCAAAUUUGAUUUAAAGGAUGUCUCUGAAUAUUCGGCAUAUUGGGAGCAGACUAGAACGUUUUAUGCUCCAUUUGAGUGCACCACCACAAUGAAAUCUGGAAAUGCUGAUGUAUAUCUUAAUGAAAUUCCCGGUGGACAAUAUACUAACCUUCAAUUCCAAGCGUAUUCCCUAGGGUUGGGUGAUUAUUUUGAAGACAUCAAAAAAGCAUAUCGCGAAGCUAACCUUUUACUUGGUGAUAUAAUUAAAGUAACACCAUCAUCUAAAGUUGUGGGUGACCUAGCGCAAUUCAUGGUACAAAACAAAUUGUCUGCAGAGGAAGUACAAAAUAAGGCUGAAGAAUUGUCAUUCCCUAAAUCAGUAGUUGAAUUUUUGCAAGGAGCAAUUGGUAUACCUCAUGGUGGAUUUGCUGAGCCUUUUAGAUCACGUGUCUUAAAAGAUAUGCCUCGAAUCGAAGGACGACCGGGAGCAAGUCUUCCACCUCUGGACUUUGACAAGUUAAAGGUGGAUUUACAAGAAGCUCACCCUCAGGUUACAAAUAAAGAUGUCAUGUCAGCAGCAUUGUACCCUCAAGUUACCAAUGACUUUUUAACUUUUAAAGAACAAUUCGGUCCAGUAGAUAAAUUGUCUACAAGAAUUUUCUUGGUUGGACCAAAAGUUGGAGAAGAAUUUGAAGUUGCUAUAGAUAAAGGUAAAACUUUGCAUAUAAAAACAUUGGCGAUGGCAGAGGAUUUAACUAAAAACGGUGAAAGAGAAGUUUUCUUCGAAUUAAAUGGUCAAUUACGCUCAGUUUUAAUUAGAGAUAGCGAAGCUUCUAAAGAACUGCAUAUUCAUCCAAAAGCGUCAAAAAGUAAUAAAUAUGAAGUGGGUGCACCAAUGCCAGGCUCAGUAAUAGAUAUCCGCGUUAAAGAAGGUGAUCAUGUUGAAAAAGGUCAACCUUUGGUAGUUUUGUCGGCUAUGAAAAUGGAAAUGGUUGUACAAGCACCUGCAGCAGGCAAAGUCAAGUCUAUUAAAGUGUCAGAUGGCAUGAAAUUAGAGGGAGAUGAUUUAAUAUUGGUAUUGGAAUAAAUUAAUGUCAUAUAAUGGUACUAUUUGGGUUUUUGGUCAAAACUUCUUUGCAUUUUUUUAUUAAGUAGGGAAUUUACCUGUAUGCUUUGUUCUUUUGUAUGUGGUUGACAAUAAAAUGUUAAAUGUAAAAAAUACAAAUAUGUAUGGAGGUUUAUAUUUGGCGUA
Molecule: messenger RNA, 3842 nt
Organism: Culicoides brevitarsis
Lineage: Eukaryota; Metazoa; Arthropoda; Insecta; Diptera; Ceratopogonidae
Gene: PCB
Product: pyruvate carboxylase, mitochondrial
Exons: 23
Coding region: 144-3677 (1177 amino acids)
Biological process (GO): pyruvate metabolic process; gluconeogenesis
Cellular component (GO): cytoplasm
Molecular function (GO): pyruvate carboxylase activity; metal ion binding; ATP binding
Source: RefSeq, a predicted model, not a curated record